UUAAAAUGUCUACUGCUGAAGAAGGCACYUGCUCACCCUCUUCAUACUCCCAAAGUGGUUUCCAAUUACAAGGCCAUGUAAUCAAGAAGAUCUCAACAACAUCCGCAAGUGCCUGUAUGCAAGAAUGCGAAUUACACAACCAAUGUUACAGCAUCAAUUACCACAAUGGCCACAAACGUUGUGAGCUUAACGACGCAAAUCACUUGACAAACCCCAAAAGUUUGACCUUCUCGCAGGGAUAUGAUUACAAAACCAACCCAACUCGCUCUCCUUCAAAUUGCAGCAUCACAUACUGCAGCCGUAAAACUGACAAGUGUUUGAUUGACAGAAAUGGGCGGGACUACAAAUGUCUGUCUUGCAAAGAUGACGGAGGUCAAGAAGUCAUGACAUUUCCCCAAGAAAACGUUCAAAACAAAGUUCUYAUUGAGCACUGGUUCGAGUCAUUGAGCGCCUUUACCGUAUGCUCAUGGACCCAACCAACUUCAAAAACCUUCCACACUGUCUUCAGCUAUGCCACCACAAGCCAUCACAACGAAAUAUUUAUAUACAUUCAAAAGACUUCGUCUGGUACAUUUUUGGCUUUUUCCUUUAAAACGGCAUAUGUUACCGGYAAGGCAGAGUAUCCAGUUGAUGGCAAUUGGCACCAUACUUGUUUGACAUGGGGGAACACACUUGGGGAGUGGAAAAUAUACAUCGACGGCGUUAUGAAAAAACARGGCAUWAAAGGCCCAGGUAGGGUUAUUGGCAAGGGGGCUCUUGUACUUGGUCAGGAYCAAGACUCAUACAAAGGAGRCUWUGMAUUACAUCAARGSUACCAAGGCAACUUGACCAACGUAAACCURUGGAACAGGGUCCUCACAGCACAAGAGGUGUCUGACUUAUCUCUAUUAUGCUCCGCUGGAGAAGGGAAUGUUAUCAAGUGGUCAUGGUUCGCAACAAGAGGAGAAGGGAAUAUCCAAGUAUCAUGUUCCAACGCUUGUCUCGGAGGUCUGGCUAGUAGCUUACCGUAGCUGCACCAGGCACCCUGUAUCAACUUGAACGAGCUCCUCAGGCACGAGAGGUUCGUGACUACAGGGACACUGUCUAUACGUUUACGAAACCACAUAUUAUUCAAUUAAAACAAUUCAACUUGUAAUUUACACCAAAAGAAUAAGUCAAUGCGUCCAGAGAAACAAGGAAGACAUCAACAUAGUAGAGUGAAAACACUUUUAAAAAGCUUGGAACACUUUGCACUAUUUUGUGGUGAAUAUCGUUUAUUAACUAAAAACAAUUGAAGUACUAUACAAUUGAAGUGAUCACACUUUAA
Exaiptasia diaphana is the source of this 1306-nucleotide messenger RNA. Its product is annotated as C-reactive protein 1.1. Lineage: Eukaryota; Metazoa; Cnidaria; Anthozoa; Actiniaria; Aiptasiidae. The record is from RefSeq and is a predicted model, not a curated record. Bases 6 to 1010 code for a protein of 334 amino acids. The transcript has 3 exons.